This is a messenger RNA of Betta splendens (Siamese fighting fish), 4859 nucleotides long. RefSeq names its product metal transporter CNNM3. NCBI's taxonomy places the organism in Eukaryota, Metazoa, Chordata, Actinopteri, Anabantiformes, Osphronemidae. Gene Ontology annotation, biological process: magnesium ion homeostasis; transport. The transcript is spliced from 12 exons. Gene Ontology annotation, cellular component: plasma membrane. The record is from RefSeq and is a predicted model, not a curated record. Bases 22 to 2250 code for a protein of 742 amino acids. Gene Ontology annotation, molecular function: transmembrane transporter activity.
GCCAGGCUGACCAAUUCCAAUAUGGUGGCCAGCUUGGCAGGUCUACGGUUCCUGUUGAUGAUAUUGUUGUUCUGCGGGAUCGGGUUCGGCGCCUGCAGCCAGGAGGCUCCCCUGGUUCUGGGGCUGCGGCUGGAAGACCCGGCAGGUCUGGUGUGCAUGAAGGAUCGGAUCAUCUCGGCGCCAGUAGGAGCCACGUUUACGCUCCGUCUCUUCGGGGCUGAUCUGAAUGGAAGCUGGCCGCGGGUGGCGUUCGCGGCGUCGGCUGGACGGGAUGCGGCGGACCCGUGCGAGCUGGACUCCAACCGCCGGCAGUCCGCUUUCCAGGUGAGCGGUAACUUCACCGCGGACGGGGACCACAGCGGGCUGAUCACGGUGGACGUGGGGCGGAGCAGCGACUCUGCGGGGGACUCGGAGCAGACGUACCACCGCCUGUGCGUGGAGAGCGGAGGGAGGUGGACCGCGGUGGGCUCGGACCGGCUGCGGGUGGACGCCCGCGGGGCUCCGUCGGGCUCCCUCCCGCCGUGGGUUCUGGCCGUGCUGGCGGCGGCGGUGCUGCUGGUGUGCGGGCUGCUGAGGACGGUGAACCUGAGCCUGCUGUGGCUGGACCCCGUGGAGCUCUACGUGCUGCACAGCUGCGGUUCCGAGGAGGAGAAACGGGCCGCCAAGCGCCUGCAGCCCAUCCGGAGGAGGGGGAACUUCCUGGCCUGCUCCCUGCUCUUCCUCUGCGCCGUGGGACACUCGGCCCUCGGCGUGCUCCUCCACCAGGCGCUCGGCUGCGUGGCCUCCGCCGUCUUCGCCAGCGGCUUCCUGCUCUUCUUCCUGGCUGAGCUGCCGCCUCACGUCCUGUGCUCGGGCUACGGCUUCCAGCUGGCGCCCGCGCUCACCUGGCUGGCCCAGGUGUGCCUGUUCCUCACCUGCCCCCUGUCCUGCCCGCUGGGCCUCAUCCUGGACCUGGCGCUGAGGAGGGACGUCACCACCUGCGGGGUCCGGGAGCGGGCCAUGGAGAUGAUCCGCACCAGCGUCCACGACCCGUACAGUGAGUUCGUGAAGGAGGAGUUCAGCCGCGGGACGCUGCGCUCCAAGACGGUGGAGGACAUCCUGACGCCGCUCAAGGACUGCUUCAUGCUGCCCAGCUCGGCCGCGCUGGACUUCUCCACCAUGUCCGAGAUCAUGCAGAGCGGCUACACCCGGGUUCCCAUUUACGAGGAGGAGAGGUCCAACAUAGUGGAAAUCCUCUACGUUAAAGACUUGGCUCUGGUGGACCCAGACGACUGCACCCCCAUGACAACUAUCACCAAGUUCUACAAUCACCCGCUGCACUUUGUCUUCAACGACACCAAACUGGACGCCAUGCUGGAGGAGUUCAAGAAAGGGAACUCCCACAUGGCCAUCGUCCAGAAGGUGAACAACGAGGGGGAGGGAGACCCGUUCUACGAGGUGCUGGGACUGGUGACGCUGGAGGACGUCAUCGAGGAGAUAAUCAAAUCCGAGAUCCUGGAUGAGUCUGAUGGUUACGUGGACCGGAAGGUGAAGCAGCCGCUCCAUGCGCCGGAGAUCCCCGUGGAGCCUCGCAGCGCCCACGAGGACUUCUCCCUUUUCAAGCCUCCCGAAGGAGAACCCAAGAUCCGGACCUCGCCCCAGCUGCUGCUGGCCACGCACCGCUUCCUGUCCAGAGAGGUGGAGCACUUCAGCCCCUGCCGCGUGUCCGAGAAGAUCCUCUUCCACCUGCUCCGUCACCCCAGUGUCAACCAGGAAGUGCACUUUGACCCCAACAACAGACUGAGCCCCAGCCACUACCUCUACACCCGCAACCACCCGGUGGACUACUUCAUCCUGCUGCUGCAGGGUCGCGUGGAGGUGGAGAUUGGGAAAGAGCGGCUGAAGUUUGAGAACGGGGCCUUUACUUACUACGGGGUGUCGGCGCUCACGCUGCCAUCUUCAGUGCAUCAGUCUCCGGUGUCGACGCAGCGUCACUCUCCCAGGGACCCCUUCGACUCUGCAGACGCCACCAGCCCGUCCAGCUACUGUCCUGACUACACUGUCCGAGCUCUGACGGACCUGCAGCUCAUACGGGUGACGCGUCUGCAGUAUCUGAACGCUCUCAGGGCCUCGCGCGACGGCCAGAGUCCAGAUCCUCCUGAGAUCAAGAUCCUGCCCAACAGUCAGACCAAGCUGCUCAACAGCAGGAACACCACCCAAGAGUUUCCUGUAAACUUUUCAUUCUUCGAUUCCAUUGAGAACUACUGUUAGUCUUUUUUGCAUGAGGCGGCAGUCGAGCCCAGGAGAGCUCCACAGAAGAGGAGACCCGUGGGUAGUGCGGUCCUGACACCCAUCAGCUGUUUAUUUGGUUCCCUAAUGUCUCAUCCAUGGCUGGAACGUAGCUCCUGACAAGACUGGAGAGAGAGUCAUUUUAAUGUGAGCCACUACUUGUGCAUCUCAUCUCUACAACAUUCAUUUAUGAGCUUUUUAUUCCAAUUAUUUGAUGUGGUUUUCUCUACUUUGGUGUCUAUACAUACCUAUAAAUAGGGUUCUUUUAAUUUGGUGGUGCCUUCGUUCCACGUUUAGCCUUUCGUACUAAAUGCUCCAUGGACAUUCCUUCCGUCAAAUCUAUGUGCUGGUCUGAUUUGACAGAGACACAAGUUAGUUGAGUUGGUUUUUGCACAUUAGACGUCAGUCAUAAUCUGACAUGCUGUGUGACCUGACCAGCGCUUUGAAGCUCAUUUCUGCGAGACAGAAUUAGAUUUGGUGUAUAUUGGUGUGAGCGUGUGUGUGUGUGUGUGUAUAUAUGUAUAUGUAUGUAUAUAUAUAUAUAUAUAUAUAUAUAUAUAUAUAUAUAUAUAUACACACACAAAAGCUGAAGCAAAACUUAAACAUACUGUGCUGCUUACGUUCCGCCUAUUUUGAUGUACAGAUUCUCCUGAAAACCACCUCCAGUUAAAUGUCUUGUUUACAGUCAGCCUGCUUCGUUUUCCUGCUUUGUCUCUAGAGUUUCAGCGGAAAUGGGGUAAAACAGGCUCCUAGUGUCAUUUAUCAUGAUUAUCAUGAUUGAUAAAUGAUCUAAUGUUAGUAUAUAAAUUGUUCCACAGAGUAGUCCUUAAUCAGCUCAUGUUGUUAACCUACUUUACAUAUUUGUAUUUAUUUAUUAAUAAAAAUACCUAAACUAUUAAUCAGUAUUAACAUUUUAAAGGUUGGUGCCAAUUUAGUGACAUUUGUUAAGUUAAUUCAGAUUUUCUCAACAUUCAAACUCAUUGUCUUUGAUGCCGCUGUAAUCUGACAAAACAAAACAUCUGAUGACUUUGCCAUUUAGCUUUAACUACGGUGAUUACUUUGCUAUUUCGCUACCUUUUGUAAAACAAAUGAAAACGAUAUUGAAAUAUAAGAAAUAGCAGUAGCUCCUGACAUCUGUAUGUCACGUUCUGUCCCAGGAGAAGACGAGGACGGCGGUAAUGCAGGUCAUAUUGAGCUUUUUUUAAGCAAUAAGUAAAAAGAUAAUAAAAUAAACAAACUAGAACCUAGCUUGUAUUUAAAUGCAGACUUUAGGCUGCUCAUCCUCCUGGACUCCACACAAAAAGUAACUUAAAAUUAAAAACAAGCCAAAUAUUUUUUUUUAAAUCUGCAUAAAUUUAGAAAAUACGUAAUACGUAAACGUGAAACCUACAUAUAUAGUUUGAAAUUCUUAUCCAUUUAUUUUAAAUAAAGGCUAAAGUAUAGUUUAUUGAAUGCUAAAUGAUAUGUUUCUUUUGCUAAUUGUUGAAUAACAAUAAUAAGUGACUCUUUAGUAUCACAUUAUUGACAGCAGUGAAUCUGGGCUCCAGCAGAGAGCGCCAGGCUUCUGGUCCCUGUGGUGCAGUCAGAUCGGUUCUGUCGGCGCUGAACCUUUGCUCGUGUCUGCGUGCGCGGCCUCGUUCAGCCUUGACCCUGCUCCGUGUUGUACAUCACAUGUGAACACGGCACAAAUGGCUCCUGUGUCGUGUCUGUGGAUGUUCAUGGGGAAGAAAAUGAUGACGGAAGCUUCACCUGUCUUUAUUGUUUGUAUAACAUGUAUGUUACAGUUUGACUCCUCCUGUUCAACCUGCCUGUGAAGCGACUCCUCCACCUCUAGCACUUUGAUUUGGCCACGUCAUAGUUCAUUGUAAUGUUCAGAUCAUAUUCAUUUUCCCACAGUUAGCAGUUCACGAUGGAGUUGUGAAGUCUGUGCAGCAGAUAAUAGGUCACAGGUGUUGCAGCAACACCACGAUGAGGCCGGUUUGUGACCACAACCACACAAAAAAAGUGACUGUCAAACGUGUUUGCUGAGAAACUACAGCAUGGAGCCAAAAACCAGCUGCUGCUUGAUUCAGGCGCCACAAGACUGAUAUUGGGUGAGAAAAUGUGUAGAUGGUGGUGGAAGUGUUAAACCUUCCAUUCACCAGUAGCCAAGAAUGAUAUCAGACACAUUAGCGUAGAACCAGAACAGUGUAGAUUAGACAAAGGGACUCGCUGACAGCCAGGAGGAAGAGGAGGAGGAGGAUGAGGAGGAGGAAGGACGUGACCGAAGCCAACCUUCAAGGCUGUUACAUUAGCCUCAUUCUAUGUGGGAGUUGUCUGGUUCCUGAUGUGGGAACUUCAAGACAUUUACUUUUUUGUAAUGGCUUUAUGAUGUUAAAAAGACUGAAUGUAAAUACAAAGUUGCCAGACUGACCUGGAGACAUGUCUGAGAUGACGGGUGGCGCUUCACACUUCCUGUCCGAGUUACAUUUAUAUACAAACUCUGUAUAUGUUGUAUUUUACGAGAAUGCUGCCAGUUUGAGGUGCAUCAACUUCACUUCAUUAAGACUUUCGAUAAGUUUCUUAGGAAAUAAACUCAAUCCUGUUAGAAA